UCGAUUUUGAGAGCGCACAAUCGGACAUUAAUUCAAUUGGACCUCAAAUUUCCAGGUAUGAUCCAGAACAUGUUUGCUCUAUUGACUAUAGACAGGGCAAACAUAGGCAAGCGACAUAUGAUGUCAUUGCAAAUAUGGUUGCACAUAAAUUUUUGGAUGCUUCUAUAAACCCGUACACACCUAAACAACUCAUUGCUGAUAUGAGCAUGGAUUAUGGUAUUUCGAUGUCAUAUAAGAAGUCAUGGAAAGCUCGAAAGAAAGCGAUGGAAAUGCAAUUUGGUUCUGAUUCUGAGUCUUACCAGAUGCUGCCUUCAAUUGCUUACAUGCUAAAUAAGACAAAUCCAAGAUCUGUUGUUAAUCUUGUUACAAGUGCUGAUGAUGCUUUUCAGUAUUUUUUCAUGUCACUUGGUCCUUGGAGAGAUGCGUGGCAGUAUUGUAGGCCCGUGCUUAUUUUGGAUGGAUCAUUCAUGAAAUCAUAUUACAAAGGCACCUUGUUGACAGCUUGUGCUCAGGACGCGAAUAAUCAAAUUGUUCCUAUAGCUUUUUGUAUAUGUGAGUCUGAAAGUAAAGCAACUUGGCGGUGGUUCUUAUCCAAGGUUCGUUCAUGUAUUGAACAUCGUUCUGACAUGUAUAUCAUAUCUGAUAGGCAUAAAGGGAUUCUUAGUGCUGUUCGUAAAAUAUUUCCACAUUCUGGCCAUGGCUUUUGUGUUGAACACUUACGCCGCAAUAUGACAUCGAAAUUCAGAGGCUCUGCAAAAGAUUUGGGUUGGAAAUUUAAAGCUGCAUAUUCGGCUUCAACUGUGAAAGAGUUUGAGUAUUACAUGUCACUGUUAGAUACUCAAGAUGCCAGAAUACGCCCAUGGUUAGAAAAAGUUGGUAUUGAAAAAUGGGCUAAAUGUAUGUCUGGUUUCAAUAGAUUUAAUGUGAUGACCUCAAACUGUGCUGAAUCUUUAAAUAGUGUGAAUGCUUGUGCAAGACAGUACUGUGUUUCCAAACUCAUCAAUUUUUUGCGUGAAAGAAUGCAAGAAUGGUUUAAAGCAAGGAGGGAAAUAGCUGAAUCUACAUGUACAAAGCUCUCUGAAAAAUAUGAAAAGCUUCUGGUUUCCUUACAAUUUGAAUCAAGUCGUAUGAAGGUGAAUGCAUCUUGUGCAUAUGAGUUUGAGGUCAUUGAUAGGAAAUGUAGACGCUUUGUGGUCAACCUUAAUUCAAGAAUAUGCACUUGUGGGCAGUUUCAAUUAAAUCAUUUUGUUUGUGUUCAUGCUGUCGCUGCAAUUGGUUCACGCCCUGGUCUAUCUUGUUACAGUUACAUAUCCUCUUACUACACAAGAGAUCACUUGUUGGCAACUUGGAGUGGUAUAAUGCACCCAAUUGGAGAUCCUGAAGAUUGGAUCAUUCCUUCUGAUGUUUCAAGUACUAUUUGCAAGCCUCCUACAUGUUUGAAGCGCCCACCAGGGCGACCCAAAAGGUCCAGAAUCCCAUCAAUUGGAGAACAUGUUGGUUCCAAACGUCGAAAGUGUUCUCGCUGCAAAGUUUUUGGCCACAAUAAGAAGACUUGCCGUAAUGCUCUUCCAGUCGAUAAAAAUUGACUUCCUUUACACAGUUUUUAG
Molecule: messenger RNA, 1607 nt
Organism: Cuscuta epithymum
Lineage: Eukaryota; Viridiplantae; Streptophyta; Magnoliopsida; Solanales; Convolvulaceae
Source: the annotation of a GenBank genome assembly